This is a messenger RNA of Lactuca saligna, 510 nucleotides long. The record is from the annotation of a GenBank genome assembly. NCBI's taxonomy places the organism in Eukaryota, Viridiplantae, Streptophyta, Magnoliopsida, Asterales, Asteraceae.
AUGGGUACUUUGUUACCACCAUUUCAUUCAAGUAUUUCCACUUCCUUACCUCAAUCAACAACUUCACCUACCUUUCAAAACAUUCUCAAUCAACCAAUCGCAUCUUUGUUUCCUUCGCAAUCCACUGAAGGACCAAAAUCCAUUCCUGAUACUACAACAGAGGAUGAUGACCUUUCAGUUGAUGCGGGAAGUCGAAACAACGUCACUAGAAUUGAGGUUGAUGUGAUGCUCAAGGCUCAAGAACUUCGACUGAAAGCAAUGAUGGAUCAAAUGAACAAAAGCAACGAACUUCAGGCAGAAGUGGAGGAGAUGAUUUUGAAACCUGGUAUUCCUCCUUCUUUAAUAGUUUCUCAAGAUUCUAUCUCACAAAUGAUUUCUUCGUCUGAAACUUGUUUGAAGGAUGUUUUUGAUCCUCUCUUGAAUUUUAUAAAUUUGAUGCCCACAUCUGCCUUACUUGUUUCCACAGGGGUGCAAGGGGGAGAAAAGGGAGUUGGUGCAUCAAAGAUAUGA